AUGGGGAAUCUUCUUAAAGUUUUGACAUGCACAGACCUUGAGCAGGGGCCAAAUUUUUUCCUUGAUUUUGAAAAUGCCCAGCCUACAGAGUCCGAGAAGGAAAUUUAUAAUCAGGUGAAUGUAGUGUUAAAAGAUGCAGAAGGCAUCUUGGAGGACUUGCAGUCAUACAGAGGAGCUGGCCAUGAAAUACGAGAGGCCAUCCAGCAUCCAGCGGAUGAGAAGUUACAAGAGAAGGCAUGGGGUGCGGUUGUCCCGCUAGUAGGCAAAUUAAAGAAAUUUUAUGAAUUUUCUCAGAGGUUAGAAGCAGCAUUAAGAGGCCUUCUGGGAGCCUUGACGAGUACCCCAUACUCUCCCACCCAGCACCUAGAGCGAGAGCAGGCUCUCGCUAAGCAGUUCGCAGAAAUCCUUCACUUCACACUCCGGUUUGAUGAACUUAAGAUGACAAACCCUGCCAUACAGAAUGAUUUCAGCUAUUAUAGAAGAACAUUGAGUCGAAUGCGGAUUAAUAACGUUCCAGCAGAAGGAGAAAAUGAAGUAAACAAUGAGCUGGCAAAUCGAAUGUCUUUGUUUUAUGCUGAGGCAACGCCGAUGCUGAAGACCUUAAGUGAUGCCACAACAAAGUUUGUAUCAGAGAAUAAGAACUUACCCAUAGAAAACACCACGGACUGUCUGAGCACCAUGGCCAGCGUGUGCAGAGUCAUGCUGGAAACGCCGGAAUACAGAAGCAGGUUUACAAACGAAGAGACCGUGUCGUUCUGCUUGAGGGUAAUGGUGGGCGUCAUCAUACUCUAUGACCAUGUACAUCCAGUGGGAGCAUUUGCUAAAACCUCAAAAAUUGAUAUGAAAGGUUGUAUCAAAGUUCUUAAGGACCAGCCUCCUAAUAGUGUAGAAGGUCUUCUCAAUGCUCUCAGGUACACAACAAAACAUUUGAACGAUGAGACUACCUCCAAGCAAAUCAAAUCCAUGCUGCAAUGA
Messenger RNA from Pipistrellus nathusii (Nathusius's pipistrelle), 975 nucleotides. NCBI's taxonomy places the organism in Eukaryota, Metazoa, Chordata, Mammalia, Chiroptera, Vespertilionidae. The record is from the annotation of a GenBank genome assembly.